Dalotia coriaria is the source of this 3979-nucleotide messenger RNA. RefSeq lists its product as uncharacterized. Lineage: Eukaryota; Metazoa; Arthropoda; Insecta; Coleoptera; Staphylinidae. The record is from RefSeq and is a predicted model, not a curated record. The transcript is spliced from 4 exons. The coding region runs from base 80 to 3118 and encodes 1012 amino acids.
ACUUGAACGCGUUCAAUAAUACUUCAAAUGUCAUUCGAUUAAGAUUCCAAACAUUUCGAACCAAAUUUUAGGUAGAAUCAUGGAUGAAAACUUCAUUUCAUUAGCACCAAACAGCGAAAAUACCAAACGGAAGUUCUGGUCAUUGCGCUUGCGUAAAACUGUGAUUGACGACAAAGAUGAGGAAACUAAAUUUAUAGAGGAAAAUAACACAAGUAAAUGGAAGAAUCGAAUGAGAGUAGGAAAGACUACAAUGAAGAAUAGAAAACAAAGUCGAUUGUCAAUUUGGAAAAGUUGGUUUCUUGCGUUACUCAAGUCCAAAUCAAACAUAAAGAGAAAUAGUUUUGAAGAAUUGAAAGCUUCAGAAUUGGUUGAUUUAAACUGUAUACCUUCAUACACGAAAUUUUGCGAAUCUUUUGAUCUUGAUACUGACUCCAUUUUGAAAUCGUUUCAAAAUGCUUCGCCAGUGUCAAACAAGGAAGAAUCAUCUAAUGACUUGGGAAUGGCUAUUACUCUUCCUGGAGGUGUUAAAGGGAAGGAUAUCAAGGUUGAUGUGGAGCUGAAAGUUUCGCCAAAAGACCACAAUACAAAUCAAUCUGAAAACAAUUUUACAAAAGGAUUGCACUUGAUACAAAGCGACCAAAAAGAAACUAUUUAUUCUGGAACAGUUAAAGUCCCUUCUGGAACAAAUAUCCUUCAAGUUUCCCAGAUGCCGUUAUAUCUCCUCAAUGGAGAUGCUACUAGAUCAGAACAAAGAGUGGAAACUAUUAUUAAACCCGUCAAUAAUGUUUUGCCGGAAGAUUACGAUAACGCUUUAUUGAUUGACGAAAUCAACCUUCGACUUUGUAUUGAAUCUAAUAUAAUCUUUGAUCAAACAGAACUCAGUCAUGAGUUUGUAACAAAUGUUAUACCUAUGGUUGAACGUGAUGAUGAAGAUAAAGCAUCAAUUGUUGCAACAUCAGAAAUAUCCUUUGAUUUUGACAACAAUUCUCGAAUCUCUUUAGAUACUAAAGAUAUGAUUGAGCAAAUCACUGGAGAAAUGGAUCCAUCAUAUGAUGAAACGUCAAAGACUCUAGUUAAGGAGAUCUUAAAUCAAGUUGUAAGCAGAAUCAGUUUUAAAUCUUCAACAGAUUUGAUUGAGGAUUUCCACAAAGAGUUAGAAGUUCAGAAAAUUAUAUUACUGGAAACUGCUUCAUCAAUUUUACCAAAAACUGAUAGUCUGUUAUCGAAAAUUAGUGAAACUGAACAGGAGGAUGCGUCGUGUUCAUCAACUUCAUCAAAAAAUAUAGCUCCUGAUAUAGCACAGUCGAGUGACUUAAGUUUAUCCAAUUAUACAUCCCGAUCGGAAUUAAAAUUACAUAUGAAAGUACCAUCAAACACACCUGAUGCUUUUAAAGCAUCUUUAAAGUACGCGGAAGAAGAACAAUUAAAAUUGACACAGAAAAUGUUAAAAGAAGAUGUUAAAGCUGACAUUGACAAAACUCUGCAGUUGUUAGAAACUGCCAAAAACAAACUAUUAACUUAUUUGAACCAGGGACAAACACCAAUUGACAAUGCAGCAAAAAUUAAUAAUGAUAAAAUAACAAUUGAUCCGUUUAAAAGUUUAGAAAACAAAGAGCUUUUUCCUGUCCCCCCUAAAUUACCAGAAACGCCGAAAAAGGAAGUAGAUUUUAAGUAUGAAGAUGUAUUUGCAUAUAAUAAAAAGAAAACAAAAGAUUUUUCAGACAAUAAAAAACCAAAACCUGAAGAAACGGCAAUUGUAGAAAUAGGUCCAAGAAACAAUCCAAUUCACGAACUUAAACACAUGUUCCUAGACGAAUUCAAGAAGCAAGUUGACUUUGUACCAACUGUAACUGAUGAUGAAGUUUUUGAUUUGGAAAAUUUGGCGCAUGCAAAUGUUUUCGUUGAUAACAAAAAAAUCAAAACAAUGAUCGACCGGUAUCUCACCCCAGAACAAAUCAAAGACCUUAAAGAAGAUGAAAUGAUUUCCCACAAUACAGAUAUCUUCGAGAAACGUUAUUCCUCUUCAUCUGAAUCUGCUAAACCGUCCAAAAUUACCCAAGAGAGACUCAGAGAUGAUAUUGAUAUAAUCGUACGGGAGUUAUUAGAACACAGCGCCGCAUUCCAGGAUUACGUCAAAGCCAAUGAACAAGGAGAUUCUACGAAUGACACCAUUGAAGAUGUCAAGUUUGUGUUGGAGAAACUUCUGCAACACGUGGUUGACGAGGUUUCUACGUCCGAAAAUGAUGCGCCUAAGACACCUCUAGAUUAUCAAGUAAAUCAUCUAGUAAAACCAGUUUAUUUUUGCCUCAUUGAUGAUUAUGUUGACGUUUUUCCAACAGUCGGACGCGCCGGCGACAGCGGGCCCCUCUCAUGGUUAACACAUCGCCUACGAAAGUGUGCGGUUACCGAGAAGAAGUCCACCAUCUCGGUACGACGAUGCUAUUCAAACGGACAGAGGAACUAUACCGGACCCUAUGCAAAAAAUACAGACAAUGAUGGCCUUUUGGAAAAAUUAAUUAAAGGAACUAAUUAUUUAACCGAGUUAUACAAAGAAAUCUACUCGAGACCUUUGAAUUGGAUGCAGUUGGGGAAGUACCAGUUGAAUCCUUUUGCGAUGGAUACUGCAAAAGAAUCAACAAUGCCACUACUUCGCAAAUCAAAAAAGAUUAUUACCUUUGAUGAUAAACCAGACGCACAAACUAGUACAACCAGAGACAGGGAGACUGUAGAAGAAAAGUUAAAAAUGGUUAUAAACCCAGGAAAGGAAAGAGAGGUUAUAAAAGCAUCAAAAAUGCAAAAGCAUUUUGACAGUUCCCAAUGUCAAGAUCUUUCAUUAUCCAUAUGGCCAUCAUGGAAACGUGAAUGGAUCAAAAAUUUUACAGCAGAACAUGCUUCCAAUGAAAGGGAGGGUUUGAAACAGUUGUCUGAUUUGGUUAAUAUUAAACAAACUUAUAACCACUUUUCGGGAAUUGAUUUAAACAAUAAUAAACCUGUGGAACACAAAUUGGGCAGAAUUAAUCUAAAGAAAAAUGUACGGAUUAAUCCUCUUACAGUAAAGAAAGAGUUUAAUAUGCAUCAUAACCUAAUGGAAAUAUCUCCUGAAAAAUUACCGAAAUGAUGAAAGUGAUGAUGAAAUAUCUGAGGAAAUUAUUGGUGCAACAAAAGUCCAUUUUACUAAUUCAGAUGAUGACGAACCGCAAAAGAAAGUGGAAAAGGUUGUUCCUGUGUAUCCAAUCGACGAUGCUAUUCCAGGUACCUCAAGAGAUAGUCAACCUAACCUAGUUUUAAUUCAUAGUGAAAAACAUUCACCCUGUGAGUCCGGAACACGCAUAGUUGACUUUGCUGAUCUUCCUUCUUCUGAAGAAAAAAUCUAUGAACCAGUAGCUGAUGUUCCAAGGAGGUUUGCAACAUCUUCAAUGGAACACGCCUAUAUGAAGAACCUAGCAGUGCUUCAGAAUAAAGUAGAUUGUUCGUCUUUAUCCAGCAUAUACUCAUCUUCUUCCUCAGAGGGUAGUUACCAAGUGUUACCCAAAAUAUAUCCACAAAAUGGUUUAAAUUAUAACACACCUUCAAUGGUGGCACAUUUCUCUGAUAUUUCAAAAGCAAAUCGUAUACCUAACUCAACCAGCACUAGUAUAGUAUCAUCAAGAUCCGCUGAUUCUCCACCGGAAACUGUAGAUUAUUACGCUGAUGUAGAUAACUAUACACAGAUUAUACCAGAAUUACGUCCUGAAUAUUUUUCAAAACCAGAUCUAAACCCUCCCGAUGAAGUGGCUCGAAUUGAAGAGAACGUUUUAAAGAAUGACCGGCUUAACCCGUUGAUUAGAAGUCUAUCUCUGCAGUAUUCUCAUCCUUCUAAUGCAUUAAGAAUGGGAAGGAUUAGUUCUUCGUUGGAAUCGUUAACUUCGACUACUUCACAUUCAUUAGUGUCAACCACAGAUGGAGAUUUUCGAGAAAGAUAAUAAAAAAUUAAAUAUUA